Messenger RNA from Meloidogyne enterolobii, 831 nucleotides. NCBI's taxonomy places the organism in Eukaryota, Metazoa, Nematoda, Chromadorea, Rhabditida, Meloidogynidae. The record is from the annotation of a GenBank genome assembly.
UCUGCUUGCUAUUGUAUGUUCGUAUUCAUAAAGGACGUGAUUGAUGAUUUGAACGAGAAACUUAAAGCAGUUAAUCAGGAGUUGGUACAAGCUAUGAACACAGGCAAUAAUUCUAAUAAUUCAAAUAGCAACACUGACUCCCCAACAAAACCCCAGCAAUCCCCUGCUUCAACUACAAUGACAACAAAUAAAACAAACAAUACUAGUCAACAACAAAAAUUGCUCAAUAAUACAUCCAAUGCUUUAAUGACAUCUACGUUAAAUAAUCAGAUACAAUGGGUUGGCGCAUAUCGACUCGAGAAAACAUUGGGCAAGGGCCAAACUGGUCUCGUAAAGACUGGAACUCAUUGUGUAACGGGUAAAAAGAUUGCCGUAAAAAUUGUAAACAAGGAGAAAUUGAAUGAAUCUGUCCUUCAAAAGGUGGAACGUGAAAUUGCCAUUAUGAGGCUAAUAGAACACCCACAUAUUUUACAAUUAUAUGAUGUUUAUGAAAAUAGAAAAUAUUUGUAUUUACUUCUUGAACAUGUAUCUGGUGGAGAAUUGUUUGAUUAUUUGGUGAGGAAAGGUCGUCUAAUGGCAAAAGAAGCUCGAAAAUUUUUUCGGCAAAUAAUUUCUGCUCUUGAUUUUUGUCAUGCACAUAAUAUUUGCCAUCGUGAUUUAAAACCAGAAAAUUUAUUACUCGAUGAAAGGAAUAACAUUAAAAUUGCCGAUUUUGGAAUGGCAUCUCUUCAAGUUGAGGGUUCAAUGCUUGAAACUAGCUGUGGUUCUCCACAUUAUGCUUGUCCAGAAGUUAUUAGGGCAAGUUUUGUUAAUUCAAAAAUUGAUCUCUAA